AUGGAGAUUGUUAAAUUCGUCAUCACUACCAUCAUUUUUGCACUUUCCACCAUCUCAUCGUCUAAGGCCGCAACUACACCGCCGAGUGGGGGAGCAGGAGAUGCUCACUCUAAGCCGUGUAUACAGAAACUGGUUCCGUGUCAGCCGUAUCUUCACUCGGUGAUUCCUCCGCCUCCAGCGUCGUGUUGUAUGCCGUUGAAGGAGAUUGUCGAGACCGAUCUGAACUGUCUUUGCUCCGUCUUCAACAACGUUGACAUGCUUAGAUCGCUUAACCUAACUAAACAAAACGCGCUUGUGCUCCCUAAAGCUUGUGGCGCUAACGCUGAUGUGUCACAAUGCAAAGCCAGCACUGGCACUACUACGCCUACGACUUCGCCGGGAACUACUAAAACUCCUCCGGCAUCUCCAGCUGAAAGCGGCUCAACCGGAGCUUCAGGUUCUUCAACGGCCAAACCAUCAAACUCGGCUCCGGCCAUCAACUUCGCGGGACUUAGCUUCACCUCCGCUUUUGUGGCAUUGGCAACAAUCUUCUUCUGA
Eruca vesicaria subsp. sativa (arugula) is the source of this 537-nucleotide messenger RNA. The record is from the annotation of a GenBank genome assembly. Lineage: Eukaryota; Viridiplantae; Streptophyta; Magnoliopsida; Brassicales; Brassicaceae.